CAGGGAGGGCUAAUGGCUGUGUCCAAGCAGCUCCACCUGGAGCUGGAGGAAGCGGAGAGCUCUGAGGCAUGAGAAGACCAAGGGCAGAAGGAGGUCCCCACGCAGAGGCUGUGGCUCAGCUAGUCCAGGCUACAAUCCCCUGGGGCAGGGCUGGGGGGCAACCAGCAGAGACAGAGGUCGGGGGCUGGGGAGAGUACAAGCAGCAGAAGGUCUCAAGGCUGCUGGAGAAGCAGCAGCAAUCCGUGUGAGGUCCUGCUCGUCAGAGUCCUCACCUGCAGUGCUGUGUCCGGCUGUGGAGCAUCCAACACAAGGACCUGGUCCUGGACCUGGAGGAGUAGCAGCACAGCCCUCAGAGCCACCGGUAAGGCCGGUGGCAGCAGUGCGGUGAGUGGCAGCAGCUGCCGCAGCGCCGUCGCUCCACGAGGCCAGGCAGAGCUCUCAAAGGAGCUUUUGUUGACGGAAGCAGUGGGGGGGUUGGAGCCGAGAGAGCAGGGCGGGGAUCGGAGCUAUCGCGGCAGUGUUAAAGCCGCGCCGGGAUCUCGUCCUCGCAGCUUCCGGGCUCCAUUGUUGGGCGGCCCCAGGCUCCCUCCCGCCCCGUCCGGGCCCGGGUGGUGGCAGCGGGCAGAGAUCCCCCCCAGUAUGGAGCCGCAGAAGGAGCUGGGGCAGAGCCGCGCCGGGAGCGAAACGCAGCAGGAAGAGAAGGAGGAGGAGGAAAAAGAGAAAGAGGAGGAGGUGAAAGAGGCGGCAGAAGAGAAAGAGCAGCAGGAGGAAGGUGAAGGUAAAGCUGCCGCGGAGCCCUGUGUGCCAGGCGAGCAGUGCCCCGAGUGCGGGCAGAGCCUCCCGCCCGGCUGGCAGCCGGGGAAGCAGGAGUGCCCCCAGCCUGGCACCCAGUGCUUCAUCUGCACCCACUGCGGCCAGAGGCGCUCCAGCCUCCGGCGGCGGCAGCAGGAAGGCGCCCAGGCGGGCCCCAAGCUUGGUAUGGUGUGCGAUGAGUGUGGCCAGAGCUUUGCCAGCAUCAUUGGUCUCGCGGAGCACCUCGAAAUCCAUGCUGGGAAGAAACGGUUUCCCUGUGGAGAGUGUGGCAAGAGAUUUGCCCGCAGGUCUGGUCUCAGGAGGCACCUCAACAUCCAUGCUGGGAAUAAACCGUUCUCCUGCCGUGAAUGUGGCAAGAGCUUUGCCAGCAGCACUGGUCUUACGGAGCAUCUCAACAUCCAUGCUGGGAAGAAACCGUUCUCCUGCCGUGAAUGUGGCAAGAGCUUUGCCAGCAGGUCUGGUCUCAGCCGCCAUCUCAACAUCCAUUCUGGGGAGAAACGGUUUUCCUGUCGUGAGUGUGGCAAGAGCUUUGUCAGCAGCUCUGGCCUUAGCCAGCACCGCAACAUCCAUGCUGAGGAGAAACCGUUCUCCUGCUGCGAAUGUGGCAAGAGCUUUGCCAGCAGCUCUGGCCUUAACCAGCACCGCUACACCCAUGCUGAGGAGAAACAGUUCCCCUGCCGUGAGUGUGGCAAGAGCUUCACCACCAGCACUGCUCUAACCCAGCACUGGCAUGUCCACACCGGGGAGAAGCCUCACAGCUGCAGUGUCUGUGGCAAGAGAUUCACAACCCGCUUUAGUCUCCUGGAGCACUUGAACCUCCAUGCAGGGGUGAAGCCAUACACCUGUAGUGUCUGUGGCAAGAGCUUUACCCACAGGUCGACUCUCAUGCAGCACCGAUGGAUCCACAGUGAGGUGAAGCCGUACAGCUGCAGUGACUGCGGCAAGGGUUUCCUGUACAAGGUCCAACUGACCAAGCACGAACGGCGCUGCAGCCACCAGGAGAUGAAGAGCUCCAGCAAACCUUCCAGGGGUCCCCUCAGCCAGGGCCAUGAGCAGGAGGAUCAGGAAAGGGAGAAAGAGCAGCAGGAGGAAGGUGAAGCUAAAGGUGUCGUGGACCCCUCCGUGCCAGACGAGCAGUGCCCCAUGGAGCAGCAGGGAGGCGCCCAGCCAGGCACCAAGCUGCAGUUGGGCUGCAGUGGGAGUGGCAACUGCUUUGCCAGCAGCUCUGCCCUCAGCCUGCUCCAGCAACUCCAGCCUAGGAAGAAGUUCCCCUGCAGUGACUGCAGCAAGAGCUUUAGCAGCAAAAUGGCUCUGAGAUUUCACCGCAACAUGCACGCUGGGGAGAAGCCUUACAGCUGUGACGAGUGUGGCAAGAGCUAUGCCAGCAGCUCUACUCUCAGACUGCACCGCCAAAACCAUGCUGUGAAUAAGAAGUUCCCCUGUGACAAGUGUGGCAAGAGCUUCGCCGUCAGUUCCUACCUUCUCCGUCACCGCCUUACCCACACCGGGGAGAAGCCGUACAGCUGCGAUGUCUGCGGCAAGAGCUUUGUCCACAUCUCUGCUCUCAACUGUCACCGUCUCCUCCACACCGGGGAGAAGCCGUACAGCUGCGGUGACUGCGGCAAGAGCUUUAUCCACAUCUCUGCUCUCAACCGUCACCGUCUCCUCCACACCGGGGUGAGGCCGUACAGCUGUGGUGAGUGCGGCAAGAGCUUUGUCCACAUCUCUGCUCUCAAGCGUCACCGUCUCCUCCACACCGGGGUGAGGCCGUACAGCUGUGAUGACUGCGGCAAGGGCUUCAGGAGCACCACUGACCUCAAAAUGCACCAUUGCACUCACACCAGGGAGAAGCCUUCCACUGCGGUGAAUGUGGCAAGAGCUUCACCACCAAUGACAGGCUGAUCACUCACCGCUUGAGCCACGCCAGGGGGAUGCCAUAGAUCUGCAGUGACUGUGGCAAGAGCUUUCUCUACAGGCACGCUCUCACUCGUCACCGCUUCGUCCACACCAGGCUGGACCCAUUCAGCUGCACUGAGUGCGGCAAGACCUUCGGCAGCAUCACCAAUCUCAAAGUUCAGCACCGCAUUCACACCGGGGAGAAGCUGUAGAGCUGUGGUGACCGUGGCCAGAGCUUUGCCAGCAGCUGUGGUCUCAGCUCUCACUGUCACCUUCACACCGGGGAGAAGCCGUAAGGCCGUGGGCACUGUGGUAAGAGCUCCUGGUACGAGCGCGACCUGGACCUGCCCCUGCGCAGCCGCAGCCACCAGAAGGAGAUAGGAUAAGAGAAUCAUCGUGGCUGGAACAGGACCUCAAGGACCAUCCGGUCCCAGCGCCCUACCCCUGCCAUGGGCAGGGACUCCUCGCUAUGCUUCCAAUGGUUCCCUGCUCCCAGUGCCACCGGGAGGUGCCCAGCGGCCAUGGCGCCCUCCUGGUAAUGCUGGUGCCAGGGAGGGCUGCCAGUGGAGGCAGAACUUCACCUGGGGUUUUGGUGCCCGGGGAUGUGGGGUGGCUGCACCAGUAACGCCAGCUGCUGCCGUGCCAUGCCCAGCCACAGCCCUGAAACGUGCCUUGUUUGGGGGAGGGGAAUCAGAGGGCUGGGGCCCAAAGCGGUCUCCGUAGGCCCUGCUAGGUGAUGUCACCAUCAUCACCGUCACCAAUCCUCACCAAGACCAGCACUGGCUUGGUACACACUCAGGGAUGAAGCAACUGUUGCAUGUGGCUGCAAGUCAGGGACUCCAUGGAAAAUGUGCCUGGAGCAGGGAACAGUCCCAAUAAAAGACUUCCCAAGGC
Molecule: messenger RNA, 3603 nt
Organism: Pogoniulus pusillus (Red-fronted tinkerbird)
Lineage: Eukaryota; Metazoa; Chordata; Aves; Piciformes; Lybiidae
Product: zinc finger protein 850-like
Exons: 1
Coding region: 640-2715 (691 amino acids)
Biological process (GO): regulation of transcription by RNA polymerase II; embryo development; urogenital system development
Cellular component (GO): nucleus
Molecular function (GO): RNA polymerase II transcription regulatory region sequence-specific DNA binding; DNA-binding transcription factor activity, RNA polymerase II-specific
Source: RefSeq, a predicted model, not a curated record